Messenger RNA from Diaporthe amygdali, 1434 nucleotides. RefSeq lists its product as uncharacterized. The coding region runs from base 1 to 1434 and encodes 477 amino acids. The transcript is spliced from 3 exons. Lineage: Eukaryota; Fungi; Ascomycota; Sordariomycetes; Diaporthales; Diaporthaceae. The record is from RefSeq and is a predicted model, not a curated record.
AUGCCGACCAUUGACCAAAACGCUGACCGGGUGGCCCCUGAGUUCUUUCAUGAGAUUCGAGAUCGCGAGAAACCUCAAGAUUUGAGCCAAACUCACGUCCGCAAUUUUUCCAUUGCGUCUCUGGGCUUAUCACGGCAAUCUCGCAUCUUACUUUACAAGAGCUCAUGGCGAGGCGCAGCAGUGUUGCGUCGGCAAGAGGAACAGCAUACGGUGACCAUCCUCGUUUCAUUUGCCGAGUCAACUAGCAUUCGUGGACCUAGCAGAUUCGGGAAUGAAGGCCGUAGGAUGAGCUUCGCGGCAGUUCCCUGGCUUGACGAUGGUUGGCUGAUUAUCUCCGGCUACCGGCAUCCCGGAGAGGACGACGCGCGCCGAGGCCCAAGUCCGGUGCAAGUUCGGGACUCUUCCGCAUGCUCGAAAUCCGUGGGUCAGCUCAAAAGGGUCAACCCAUUCUGUGACGAGGAGAAUUCUUUACGAGAAGUCCUAGCUUCUGCAGCCGACGCUUUAUACCAGAAGAGGCCUCUGGACGGAAGAUUGUUUGGUACAGCCACCGGUGAUGCUUUGGAAAGUGGAUUCAUGCGGAUCUCUGAGCAGGGCCUUAAUCUCUCGGCACGUUCCGACGUUCCCAGAACACCCAUGUUGGGAUUCCUGUCCGCGUUUCAACGUUUCAAGCCGACGCCAAUGAAAUUGCCCCCUGUUUAUGGCAACGGCCCCAUGCUCGCGUCUAGCGCCGUGUUUAAUUUAUUGCUGGCUAUCCCGCCGGUCUCUCUUCAACCCACUCAUUUGAUUCAUUCGCUUCUCAAACGUGGGCCGGCUCCCAAGAUGUACCACUCGUUGAUCCUUUCAUUAUCUGUUAUUCCCAUCCUGGGACUCGCCCUGCCGACAGCGCCAUCGGCGAACACAAACACAACACCAACGCGGGGCCUCGUGUCUGGCGCCGCGCUCUUCAACACGUCGAUCCCCAGAAUAAACAAUCUCGCCAACAGCACGAACCAAUUUGACACGAUAAACUACUUUCCUGACCCGGUGGUCAAAUGCUCCGGACGCAAACUCGACGACGACAAUAGCAACUGGAGUACAGACUUGACCACGGCGGUCACCGCGACCGACACGUCAGGCAUAUACGGGACGUGCGACGCGGAUGGCUCAGAGGUCGACGGCAGCGGAAAUCUAGCCUGGAAGAGCGGAAAGGUCCAGGUGUACUACUGCAAUCAUGGAUUCACGCCCAAUCCUUGCUCUGUAAACGAAUACUGGCGAGCAGACGAUCUCAUCAACGACAAGUGCGGCAGUAAUGGCGGCGGUUGGGUGUCAAUUUCUGACUGGGGGAAGACGAUUGGUCGGGAUCCCACAAACUCUGAUGGAAGCUUCAGAUCGGAGUGUGGAGCAAGCUUACAUGGUGUCAAAGCGAACGUUAUUGUCAAUGUUACCAGCACUUAG